CGUUUUUUCUAUGGUCGAGUUCGAUAAUGACAUCUUCGCCGCGGGAAACUGCUAUGACCAGUAUCAGUACAAAGACUAUUGGCUAUUCUGUCCGUAUGCUUAUCGGCUGCCCGAGGGGACCAUUCUGGUGAAAGAUCUAGCCGUCGAGUACAAAUAUCUCAGCAACACAUCGGAAUGGUUCUACAUCGCCAGAAAAAACGCCGAGAAUGUCAUCAGAAACUACAACCAAUUCAGCAGAGGUUACAAUACAUACACAUACAAUGAGAGCGCUCACAGCGAGAGAGUUCCCGACGAGAUUUUGUCAGUGCGUUACGAAGACGGAAAAUGGUCAAAACCUUACUACGACUGUGGUGGCGGAAACAUCUGGAUGCUCACUUACACAGUUCCGUUUUUUGGAUAUCAGAACAAUACCUACUACUUCAAGGGAACUAGUGGAAUUGAUAUAGAUCUGCGACGAGUCGAUAUCGACCAGUGUCCUCUGCCUAAGGGAAGCACACAACUCAAUAUUUUCGCCGCUUCAGACAAAUGCAAAAAGCGCACAACAGAAUGUGUGCCGCUAUCUGGAUUGGGCUUCAGGCGAGGCAGCUACAAGUGCGUUUGCAAACGUGGUUUUUUCUUCCCGGACACCAAAGCAGAAAGGCGCUACUAUAAUGGAACGGUAAUCGAAGAGGAAUAUGAAAAGCUCAUGAUGGGUGAAACCAGUCAGUACGCAAAACUUGGCAUUUUCGAAUGUCUCUCCUGCGCCGAAGGAUGCGAAUACUGCGAGGACGACCGACCAUGUGUGGUUUCUCUCAACUGGGUAAUGCGGACGGUGAUUCUUGUCCUUUCGUGUGUCAUCAUCUGCUGCUUACCCAUUGUCGUCAUUUUCACCUGGAAAUACGGAAACGUGAAGGUUGUACGUGCCGCUAGCCCUGUUCUGCUGUGCUUUAUAACUUUGGGAGCUUUCCUUAUAUAUUGUACGAUGAUUGUGAUGUACCCUCGACCCAACAUGUAUACCUGCAUCGCACGCGUGUGGCUUCGAGAAAUCGGCUUUUCGUUAACCUACGGAGCUUUGAUGUUGAAGACAUGGCGAAUUUCCGUCAUCUUCCGCGUUCGCUCUGCUAAGGCCGUCAAGAUUACAGACAUGAACCUGUUAAAGCGCCUUGGCGUUAUAGUAGCCAUUUUUACGGUUUUCCUGGCCAUCCGAACCCUCGUUGCUCCUCCCGUUGUCAUCGUUGGACGCACGGCUGAUGACCUUAAGGCCUACUUAUGCCGCACCGACUGGUGGGACCACUCGUUCACGACAUUGGAAGUUAUGUUUCUGGUCUGGGGAAUACGGCUGUGUAUCGUCGUACGAAAAGCCCCAUCCGAAUUUAAUGAAAGUCGCUUCAUUUCCAUGGCCAUUUAUAAUGAAUUCCUUCUCUCAGUGUUUCUAAAUAUAUCGAUGUUGUUCCUGCAAAAGCCUGCUAACCCAGACCUGCUCUACAUUAUUUUCUUCUGUCAUACGCAGCUUACCGUAACAUUACUUCUGUGUCUCAUUUUUGGCAGCAAGGCUUAUAUGGUGUUUAAGAACCAUGACCAAAGCGACGACAGCUCCGGGAUGAUGUCAAAGACGCCGACUUCAAAAUUUCUAGGGAAAACGCGUGCAGGGAAUUCGCAAUAUACGAGCACGAACUCGUCGGUCGGCGGUUUAGAAUAUUCGAAGUAUUCGGAGCAAGAUGUCCAGGAGGAGUUCUUACGUCUGUACACGCAACUGGAAAUGCUCAAGGAAAAGAAUAUGCGCAUAGGCAACCGACACCUGGCGUCCAAGAUAACGGCUAUGCAGGAUGCCGCUAGGAGCCACGAUCACGUCCAAUCGGAGAAUCCAUCCAGAACGCUCGGAAAGCUGAACAACACGCUCGACGUGGUCCCUGAGAAGACCGGCGAGGACGAGUCGCCUGUCAAAGUUAAGCGUCAAAGUGUGUCUUUCGCGUCUGAAACUGAGCCCUGUGGCGACGGCGCUGUGAAAGAUAAUAAUAGUUGUAGUACGAUUGCGGAGGAAGCAGCGGCGGGAGCAGCCUCCAUAGAACUGAAGAGCAGGGAUGAAAGGAACGAAAGUCCUGCGGCUGACCGAAACGGCAGAUAUCUCAAGUCUGGACACGCCCGGACGCAUGCCAUUGUUAUAAAUCUCGACGAUAAAAGCCGAUUCACGGAGGAGGUGACGGUUUAAUAUUAUCAUUAUGUACCUGACAAUUAAAUCAAAUAAGAUUAUCUGCUGACUGCGAUUACAGCGGUUGACACGAGCCCCGUCCCUGCUGUAAUUAAUACUCAGAGGCCGCUUUUAUCAUUUUUAUGCUUACCUUGGUUAUCCUAUGUGGUGUCAUUCCGCUAAGCUUAUUAGACAUAUCUUUCUACAAUAAUUGUUAUUAUUCAAAGUUUUUAUACCCAAGUCUUUCCGAAGGAAACGUCAUUUGUAGUUAAGAUUUACAUGUAAAUAAUGAUGUAACGAGAUGUAUCACUAUAUCGUAAAUAUGUAUGUAUAUAUCAUCGAUGAUUACACAGCAAUCAUCCAUCUCUCAUUGUUGUAUUGUAAGCAUUAACGUUAAGCCCCAGAUGUUGUGUAAU
Molecule: messenger RNA, 2583 nt
Organism: Zophobas morio
Lineage: Eukaryota; Metazoa; Arthropoda; Insecta; Coleoptera; Tenebrionidae
Product: metabotropic glycine receptor
Exons: 11
Coding region: 11-2188 (725 amino acids)
Biological process (GO): G protein-coupled receptor signaling pathway
Cellular component (GO): membrane
Molecular function (GO): G protein-coupled receptor activity
Source: RefSeq, a predicted model, not a curated record